GUAGCGGGAGAGCGGAAGGCGGAGAUCGAGGAGCUCCUGCGCGGCACCGCCGGGUUCCGCCUGCCGAAGCAGCAGAAGCCGCCGGAGGAGGAGGCCAACCACCAGCCGGACAACCACCGGCCCAAGAGGGCGCCGCUGGCCCGGCGCUGGCGGAAGAACCUCCUGAAGAAGAAGUCGAGCGAGGACGACGAGGUGUCCGCCACCAGCUCGUCCGCCUCCUCCACCAACUCGUCCACCAGGUCGAGCAGCAGCAUCUCGCCCUCGCAGCCGCACGCCGCGCCCCGGGAGGAGCUCUGCGCCAAUGGCCACCUCAACCUCGCCCUCGAGGACUCCGAGGCGGGCCUGGCCAAGGACGGCCUCAGCGCCGAGGACACCGCCGACAUGUCGCUCCUGCAGAAGCUGGCGCUGAAUGCCCUCAACCUGACGGCGCCAGCGUCCUCGGUCCUCCUCAACAACCGGCGCAACAGCUGGGUGCAGCUGUCAGGUCACCCGGGAUCUCUGGCUCCAGCUGGCCCGGGAACCAUCUGGAAGAAGCGCGGCCCCGAGCCCGUGGAGACGCUCGCCUACCAGGCCUUCUCGCAGGACCCGGCCAGGGAGCUCGCGCCCACCUUCUUCCGGGAGGUCGUCUACCAAGAUGAAUAUUUUAUUGAGAUGCAAGACCUAUUAUAUAACUUUCACAACCCAUCUGUGAUGGACAUCAAGAUGGGAACUCGCACCUUCCUAGAGUCAGAAGUGACCAACACCAAGGCUCGCCACGACCUUUAUGAGAAGAUGAUUAAAGUGGAUCCUACAGCACCAACCCCAGAGGAGCAUGAAGCAAAAGCAGUAACUAAAUUGCGAUACAUGGACUUCCGUGAUAACAUGAGUUCUUCACGCUCCCUUGGAUUCCGGAUAGAAGCUUUGAAGAUGACUGGUAGUGAUGCUGUAACGGAACUUAAGACAGUCCGCAGUCGUGAAGAAGUUGUUGGUACCAUGAGUGGGUUUCUUAAAGGGCGAGAAAGCACCAAACGUCAGGUUUUGUCACGUCUUAAUCAUCUUAGGAAUACAUUCGCUAAAUCGCCAUAUUUCCAAAAGCAUGAGGUGAUUGGAAGCAGCAUAUUGAUUAUCUACGAUGAUGAAAAGGCAGGUGUGUGGAUGAUAGACUUUGCCAAAACGGUACCCGUUCCAGAGGGGGUCAGCAUUACCCACAGAGAACCGUGGGUCCUAGGCAACCAUGAGGAAUAA
Molecule: messenger RNA, 1224 nt
Organism: Penaeus vannamei (Pacific white shrimp)
Lineage: Eukaryota; Metazoa; Arthropoda; Malacostraca; Decapoda; Penaeidae
Source: RefSeq, a predicted model, not a curated record